GGUGCAAGGGAAACAUUUUUGAGGCUUCUAUUUACUGCCCUGUGGCCACUUUGAUCGCUGCAGAUGAAAUCAUUCUACUAACCAAUAAUUAUUCUCUCAGGAUAUCUACUAAUUAGGUCCUCAGCGGUCACGGACGCGUGGGAAAAUUGCAAAUAAACGAGGUGCAAAUUUCGCCAAUUUAGUUUAGUGCUCUCAGCUAUCGUCGACGGUCACGCCCCUGGCGGAAAACAGUGGAAGUUCUGUGAAGGAAACACACCCCCAACAUCGUCCCCAGCCAGCUGAAGCUGAAAUUAUUUAUAAAUAUUCGGUCAACACACUAGACAGGGGCGUAGAAAGAAAAUCAGCUCUUGUUCGCGUGUUUAAGAAUCGAAGAAUGGACGACGAGUUGCCAGCCCGAAUCGCGAGUAUGGAGCCUUCGGUGACGAUAACGCCAAUCCCCGCCAACAUGCCCCCAACCCCACCGACCUCGUUCAUCGAGUCAAACACGAUGGCCUCGAUCACGGUGGUGCCGCCGCAGCAGCCGUCCAUGUCCAAGUACGCCCAGCUGCUCGCGGUCAUCGAGGAAAUGGGCAAAGACCUCCGGCCGACGUACGCCGGCAGCAAGACGGCCGCCGAGAGACUUAAGAGGGGCAUCGUCCACUCGCGAAUUCUGGUCAGGGAGUGUCUGAUGGAGACUGAGCGGAGCGCGAGACAAUGAGACGCGGCCAAGGAGGACUCGCAGCACACGCUGUCCGAGAUUCUCAAACUGAUCGACCUGAUUGCAAAGUGCGAUAGCAAUGCAAAUGAAAAAAGGUGAAAUUUUCAUAGCCAUAUUAUAAUUAGUUUCAUUUUGGGGUUUUCAGACCAAAUCAAAUGAUUUUCUAGAAUUAUUUGCAAAUUUUUUUAAAUUUAUUUCAAUUUAUUUCUGAUUUAUUGUCAGUUUUUUCACAAUUCUAAACCAGAAAUGAAAAUUUUACGAAACAGCAGCAAAAAGUUGAAACUUAAUUUCAGUUUGGGUUUUAUUAUGGCUACUUUUUAUAAUUUUUUAGAUUACAUUUUCGGGCUUAAUUUUUUAUACAUCUUACCCAACCUUUCUGCAUCCUAAGGGACCAGAAUUGCAAAGCUGGAAAAGUAAAUUUGAGCCGUGUGAAGAACAAAUACUUGAAAUCAAAAUAACAUCUUGCAAAUACGAGAACAAAAAUGAAAUUAUUGUGUAAUAGUUAAAACAAGUUUACCAGUCAAAGGAGCUUUACGAAUUUUGUGUUUGCUGCCAUGUUUCUAGAGAGAUCUACUCAAAGACUGCCAACGACACAAGAUUUUUUUAUGAUUUUUGUAGCCAGUAUUCAAUUUUAAGUUAAGAUCGAUGAGCAGUGAAAUUUUUCUGCUAUAGUUUGUUGCCAUAUUUUUAGUGCUACUCUCUGGUACCUGUGUGUGCUGUUUGACAAUUUACUCAUGCCAGUGGUAGCGAUUUUGAUUAAUCAUGCAAGUUUUUCCUGCUCAUCAGCAAAACCCAAAGCUCGUCUAUCAGCAUUAGUCGUAAGAAGACACGGAGAAGUCUGAAUAUUUGUAUUAUUAUAUUACUAUAUUGAAUAUAUUGUAAACCAACCAAUUCAUGUGACGGGUAUUCACAAUAGACGCACGUAGCCUUUUCUCAAGAGAGUAUUGAACCAUGAUAAAGGUGUUGAAUUACAAAUUUUAGGUGCAAGCAACCACCUUGAUAUAUACUAUGCUGCAUUGUUAGAAUUAAAAAUAGAUAAUUAUAUUAUAUACAUAUAUGGCGACGUUGAUACUAUUAUAAUAUUAUGUAUACUGACACCAUGUUUAGAUUUAUAUAUUAUACCUCUGCACUCUGCAUGACUUAAUAAUUGUUGAACAGAGCAAUAUGUCAAUAAAAUAUACACAUUAAU
Molecule: messenger RNA, 1886 nt
Organism: Neocloeon triangulifer
Lineage: Eukaryota; Metazoa; Arthropoda; Insecta; Ephemeroptera; Baetidae
Gene: CDK2AP1
Product: cyclin-dependent kinase 2-associated protein 1
Exons: 2
Coding region: 374-697 (107 amino acids)
Cellular component (GO): nucleus; cytoplasm
Source: RefSeq, a predicted model, not a curated record